Phyllotreta striolata is the source of this 522-nucleotide messenger RNA. The record is from the annotation of a GenBank genome assembly. Lineage: Eukaryota; Metazoa; Arthropoda; Insecta; Coleoptera; Chrysomelidae.
AUGGAAGAGCCGCAUCGGACAUCGAAGACGGGUCGUCCUCGAAAACAUGGUUACGGUAUGAAAAAUUACACAAAAGAACAGAAAAUCGUGGCGGCCGUUUGGUAUCACGAAAGGCACUACACCGGCAUGACCUACGAACAGCUAAAGGUCAAUUUUUACGUGCGAUUUAGAUUGGCCCUUCCGGAAAACAAAACUUUGAGACAGUGGGAAUUGCAGCUGUUUAGAAGCGGAGGCCUAUCAGGCAAAAGGCGCCGAAUGAAUAUAGGUAGAUUAAUGCACAUUCCGUACGUGAGAGAAUCGUUCAUAAGGUUCCCCAAUGCGAGCAUGAAUCAGCGGAGUGAAAUACUCGGAAUAGCAACCGGCACGUUGAGUUCGAUUCUUUUAAAAGACAUGACUCCGGAGGAAAUCGAAGCAUUACAAGAGAAAGGUCGACAAAUGGCUAAUAAUGAAAAUGUAUCGGUGGGGCCCAAAGUGAACAAUAUGGAAGAUAAAAAAACGAAAAUUGACACGAAAAAAGACUAA